Molecule: messenger RNA, 9498 nt
Organism: Branchiostoma belcheri (Belcher's lancelet)
Lineage: Eukaryota; Metazoa; Chordata; Leptocardii; Amphioxiformes; Branchiostomatidae
Product: sushi, von Willebrand factor type A, EGF and pentraxin domain-containing protein 1-like
Exons: 40
Coding region: 1-9243 (3080 amino acids)
Biological process (GO): heterophilic cell-cell adhesion; establishment or maintenance of epithelial cell apical/basal polarity
Cellular component (GO): plasma membrane; protein-containing complex
Molecular function (GO): calcium ion binding
Source: RefSeq, a predicted model, not a curated record
AUGACCUGGGUUCCAAAGGAGGCACCGACUUGUAAAGAUACACAACCUCCACAACUUAGCUGCCCUGAUCGCAUUAAAGAGUUUCGUGCCGCCGAAGGAACUACAACAGCUUUGGUCUCCUGGGAAGAGCCGACUGCUAGUGACAACUCAGGGGAGGAAAUAUUACCUGUGCAGAUAACAAACAUCGCCAACAACUACAGUCUCCCAGCAGGCUACUACGACAUCCAAUAUAAAGCCACUGACAGUGCAGGGCAAUCUUCAUCUUGCAUAUUUGGCAUCAGAGUAAAAGUCGUUUCUUGUAGUCCCAACCAACUGUACCUACCCCUGGGCACCUUUACGUGCGACGACAAUCAGUUUAUUUGGGGCUCGAAAUGCUCCUUUCAGUGCUCAUUGGGGUACAAACUCACAGGGCAGGAGGACACGGUAUGCCAGAACACUGGCAAGUGGAAUACGAGUGGAGUGGCAAAUGGAGACGCCCCUUCUUGUGAUGCUUUACCGUGCCCUGACUAUUCUGUACCAGCAAAUGGCAACGGAAAUUCUGGGUGUACCAAUGCAUCAUUUGGAGAGUUCUGCCACAUCAGCUGUGAUCCUGGUUACGACCUGCAGGGAGUUUCUACAACAAGGUGCAUCGCAUCCGGCGAUGAAGCACAGGAAGGAGAAUGGGACAAUACAAAUUCAACUUGCCUCGUGAGGACAUGCCCAGCAAUGCAUUCUCCAAAAUAUGGGAACUUGACUGGCGAAUGUGAUGGACAGGAGGUUCCGUUUGGAACUCAGUGCCACUUUUCCUGUAAUAAAGGCUAUUGGCUCAAAGGAUCAAGCACAAACAAUUGCUUAGUUAAUGGAAGAUGGGACUAUGCAACACCACACUGCAGAGCGAAAACGUGUCAUGCUAGUGAGCUUCCCACACCGACAAAUGGUGUGAAGAGUGGCUGUCCAAAUGAAGAAGAAUACUUCGGAACAACAUGUGUGCUAUCCUGUCUGACUGGUUAUUUACCAAAGGGAGAUGUUCACGUCACCUGUGAGAACAGCGAUAAUUCAACCGAAGGACAGUGGGACGACGACAAAUUUUCCUCCUGUGAAAUUGUGAAAUGUCCAGCUCCACAGCAGCCAGGAAAUGGCUCAAUCGAAUGGUGUCAGUAUGAUAGUGAUGAAACCGAUCCUGAGACUGAUCAGAAGUACAGCACGGUCUGCAGCAUGACCUGUGACGAAGGUUUUACUGUCACCGGGGGAACACUCAGACGUACCUGCACCGAGAUGGCAACCUGGGAUGGCAGUGAGUUACAAUGUGAAGACGUAACCAGUCCACUACUUUACUGCCCAAAUGACCAAGUGUACUUCACAGAGAAGAUGAGGAUAUCAUACGAUCCGAAUUGGUCAUGGGAACCAGUUAAGGCUACCGACCGUGGACUGACACACUAUGCAACUUUAUCAAAGAUAAAUGCGCAAGUGGUGACUGUAAAACCUCCAACGUUGUCAGAAGGAGUCUACGUACUUGAGUAUGAAGCAGUAGAUGAUGCUGGCCUGACCACCACCUGUACCUUUAAAGUCACUGUCCAAGUGACCAGAUGCCCGGUACUUCUCCCACCAUCUCCACCCUUUGGGCAGCUGGACCUUGUGCUCGGUAAAGUCAGCUGUAGCAGUGCUGUGUAUGGAUCCCAGUGUAGACAGUCCUGUAGAAGUGGGUACCGCCUGACUGACACUGAAGAUACCCUCCUUAACUGCACCAGAAACAGUGACUCAACAACGAUUGGUACUUGGAAAGGAACUGUUGGCAACUGUGAACCAAAUCAAUGUACUAUUCCUGAGGUACCAAACGGCUACGUGUCCGGAUGCUCAGGAAACGUAACGGAGUACAACUCCAUCUGUCAGUUCCAAUGUAACACUGGUCACAAGAGUCCAAGUGGCCAUGUGUCAGUCAACAGUCGCUGCAAAGCAGAUGAAUCUUGGACAGUGCCUUCUUUCGAAUGUGAAGAGGUUUUCUGUAGCGCCUCUUUCUCCUUGACGAACGGACAAGUCAGCCCCUCAGAGUGCGGCAACAGCACAUCCCUUCCUUAUGGCACCCUGUGUAGGUUCUCCUGCAACAAUGGCUUCCUGGUACAAGGGCCUAUCUUCAAGCAGUGCCUUUCUGACGGCACAUGGAGUGAUGUAAGAAACACCAGCUGCAAAGAUCAAGAGGCACCUCAAUUCACAGUAGCCUGUCCACAGUACAUCGAUGCCGGUGCCAGAAGUGGCACAACCGAAGCUAUGGUAUCAUUCAUGGAACCAGUGGCAACUGAUAAUUCUGGAAAUGUAACCAUGCUAAAGAGUCCAGAUAAUCUGGGUCCUGGCAGUAUCUUCCCGGAAGGAACCAGAAGAAUAAUUUACACGGCAAUGGAUGCAACUGGCUUGGCCCGGCAAUGUGUUGUCCACAUUCGUGUCAAUGUACAAAGAUGUCAGCGUCUCCCUGCACCACUGCGAGGGUCUUACGACAGCUGCUCAUUGGACACACCAGUAGGGUCAUCCUGCAGCUUCAAAUGUAACGAGGGCUAUGUACUAAACGGUCCCGUCACCCACACGUGUGAGCUUGAUGAGUUUGGAUCUGCCUACUGGUCAGGGAAUGAAACAACCUGUCAAGCCAUAACAUGUCCAGCGGUCCAGACGAAUGAAGCUGUCAUCAAAUCCGGCUGCUUCUCUGAGCCCCCACAGACUGAGAGAUACGGCACAACCUGUCAGCUGCACUGUCCGUAUGGGUACGGUGGUGUGGGGGAAAGUAAGGCUCGCUGCUUAGCGAACAGUAGCUGGAGUGGAGACCCUGAACAAUUCAGAUGUGAAGAGCGGACGUGUUCGCCACUGAGAGCAUCCGCCGUGUAUCAAACCGUACCUGCCUCUUGCACGUCCGAUCCUUCCUAUCUAGACACCUGUAUUCACACCUGUCAAAAGAGAGGGUACAGACUACAACCUGCUGGCCAUGAAUUUACAACCUGCCUGGGGAAUGGACAAUGGACAAGGGACACUAGCAACCUGACAUGUAUUGACAUUGAGCGACCAAGGUUCAGCUAUUGUCCCCAAGACAUCCGUGUUUAUGCUGACAGAGGAAGCACCGAAACAUUCGUCAACUGGACCCUACCAGUAGCCGAAGACAACUCAGGGGAACCUCCUUCACUUACCUCCAAUAUUUGUCCAUGCGUACUUCCGGUUGGGGAACAUGACGUUGUGUACGUGGCAACAGAUGGCACAGGCAAUCAACAAACAUGCGAGUUUACUGUAAAAGUUACUGUGAGACGAUGCCAGCUGCUCCAGCCUCCCAUCUACGCAUACUUCACCGGAGGAAGCUGUGACAACAGUUAUGGUACCACCUGCGAGGUGGUGUGCUCAACGGGGUACCAGCUGUCGGGAUCGAAGAACGCCACCUGUGAAUUUGACGGGACAGUCAUGUACUGGGAGAGAGAAGCGCAGCCGUAUUGCACAAUUGCAACAUGCAGCGGCCUGACUCCACCAGAAAACGGUGAUCUGUAUCCAUCCUUCUGUACUACUUUGCCAACAUAUGGUACGGCGUGCCAGUACUUCUGCAGGCGUGGGUACGACCUGGACCCGGAUGUUGGAGCAUUGACCUGCACGUCCAGUGGGACUUGGGAUGGUGAUACCACCGCUCCAGAAUGCAAAGACAUGACAUCUCCUCACCUCCUAAGCUGCCCUGGACCACAGAGUGGGGUUCUUGAAGGAACAAACCCCACAGUUACCAUCAGCUGGGAGGUGCCUACUGCCAUAGAUAACGCACCUGGUCAGCUGCGGGUAGAAGUGACUCCAGCAGGGAUAGCACCACCUCACAACUUCAGCCAAGACACCGAAGUCAUCUACACGUUCUACGAUGCGACUAACAACUCUGUGGAGUGCCGUUUUCCGAUUUACAUUCAAGAUGAACUAUUACCGGUUGUCAAGUCCUGUCCGGCCGACAUAGCUCAGACAACAACAAAAGCAAACACACCGAUCAGCUGGGAUCCCCCGGCGUUUGAAGAACUCACACACGACCCCCUUAUCAUCGUCCCAAACCCUGCAGAGUUUUCAAGCUCAACCUAUACCCUAGGUGAACAUUUCGUCACCUACACCGCUACCAAUCCUGACAAUGGGAAGAGUGCUGUUUUUGGCUGUGGGACUGGAAGAUACUAUAACGGAAGCCGGGACGACUGUGCGCGCUGUCCAGUUGGGACUUACCAGGACCAAUUUGGUCAAACUUCGUGCAUCCCCUGUCCUGAAGGCUUCACGACAGUUAGGGAGGAGGCAAGGAACCUCACCAAGUGCUUACCCAUGUGUCCACUGGGACAAUACAGCACAACAGGAGUCGAGCCAUGCAGUCCCUGUCCGAAAAACACCUACCAACCCAUGAAUGGAUCAAAACAAUGCAUCCCCUGUCCAAAUGGCACAAGAACAGUUACCACAGGAGCACAAUCUGUUGACAGUUGUCAUGAGCCCUGCGCUGCUGGAAGCGUUUCACUGACUGGGGUACAACCGUGUCAGCCCUGUGCAAGAGGCAGGUACCAGCCAUCAACUGGAAAGACGACAUGUGUGCCAUGCGAAACUCAUCUGACAACUGUCACAGAAGGAUCAAUCAGUAGUGAUGACUGUAAAGAUCCGUGCAACAAUUUUGUCUGCAGCAAUGGCGGCGCAUGUAUAUUUACAUCUGGCAACACGAGCUGUAACUGCCCGGCUGGGUUUGAGGGAGAAAAAUGUGAGACAAACAUCGAUGACUGCAGCUCUCAACCCUGCCUAAACAAUGCCACCUGCGUGGAUAGAGUCAACAACCACACUUGCAACUGUGCUGAUGGUUUUUCAGGGGCUGAAUGUGCCAUGGACAUCGAUGAAUGCGAGUCAUCCCCAUGCCAAAACAACGGUACAUGUGAAGAUAGAGUCAACGGUUACACCUGCAGAUGCUUCAUGGGAUACGAAGGCCCCCGCUGUGAGGAGGAGACAAACUGGUGUGCCGAAAACCCAUGUAGGAACGGUGGCACCUGUAUCAGUAGUGUCGAAGUUGCAAAUUUCUCCUGCCAGUGUAAUGAUGGGUUCCGUGGUGAUACAUGCGAUACAAACAUUGACGAAUGUCAGUCUCAUCCUUGUCAGAACAAUGGCACGUGCAUUGACUUGGUCAACGGCUUCCAGUGCAGGUGCCACUCAGGUUAUUCUGGACCAGAAUGUCAAACCGACUUGGACCUCUGUGAAGACAACCCUUGCCGCAACAACGGUACCUGUGUAGACCUAGGGUUCGAUUUCAAAUGCGUCUGUGCACAAAAUCGAGGAGGCAAACUUUGCGAAGAUGUAGUAGAUGCUUGCACACGAGAGCCUUGCCAGAAUGGAGGCACAUGCACAGUUUCUGGAGACGGUUUGUACUCCUGCACCUGCGGUCCUGGGUAUGCAGGGUUCCACUGUGAGGACAAUAUUGAUGAGUGUGCAUCACAGCCGUGUUCAAACGGAGGGACUUGUCAUGAUGGACACAAUAGGUUCUCGUGCGAUUGCCACGAUGGCUUCACUGGAACCACGUGUGUGGAUGUCAUCAACAGAUGCACUCCGUCUCCGUGUGCGAACAAUGGAACCUGCACUGUUCGGGAAAACGGGACAAUCAUGUGUGUAUGCCCUGCUGGGUAUGACGGAGAUACUUGUGAUCAACUGCAGAGCAGCUGUGUUAACAAUCAGUGUGCCCAAGGAUCAACCUGUCAAGAGGAGGACUCAUCAUAUUCAUGUGUUUGUCCGCAGGGAUAUACAGGUUUCUUCUGUGACAGCCCAAUUGAUAACUGUGCCAGUGAACCCUGCUUCAACAACGCCAUCUGCGAGAGCACAAACUCAUCCUACACGUGUAUCUGUCCAGAAGGGCUGGAAGGAGAGCACUGCACCAAUGACACAGAUGAGUGUUUCACCUCCCCCUGCCUUAACAACGGCACCUGCAUUAACAGCUUUGGCUCAUAUGAAUGUAUUUGUGACGACGGUUAUGCGGGGCAGACCUGCAAUAUCAACGUAGAUGAAUGUUCUUCCAGACCGUGCCUCAACGGAGGAGCGUGCACAGAUUCAGUUAAUGGUUAUUCAUGCACGUGUGCACAGGGCUAUGAUGGAGAACAUUGCAGUGAAGAAGCCAACGAAUGUCUUAGUAUCCCUUGUCUUCACGGAGCUACUUGUACAGACAUGUUCAACGGCUUCACGUGUCAGUGCUCACCUGGAUGGGAAGGGGACACCUGUGAGAUAAAUAAAGAUGACUGCGCAGAAGCUCCCUGUCAGCACAAUGGUACAUGUGUGGACUUGGUAGAUGACUACCAAUGUGAAUGCCCAGGGAGUUACCGUGGUAAGAACUGCUCCGUUCGCACUGUUUCCUGCACAAGUCGUCCUUGUAACAACAGUGGCACCUGUGUAGAGGAAGAAGAUGGAGGUAUUCACUGCACAUGCACUGAAGGCUGGACAGGGAAGUACUGCCAAGUCAACCAGGAUGAUUGCACACCUAACCCAUGCGGGAAUGGAGGGAACUGCUUGGAUAUGGUGAAUGGAUAUCGCUGUGAGUGUUCGCCCGCGUUUACUGGGAAUAACUGCGAGGAAGAAGUUGACGAAUGCCUUGAACAUGACUGCCUAAACGGUGCCACAUGUGAGGACAGACUGGGACACUACUUCUGCAGGUGUGCAAACGGAUACGAAGGAGCUAGAUGUGAAGAGGAGACCGAUGAAUGUAACCCUAACCCUUGUCAAAACGGAGCAACCUGCACAGACGAGUUGGCCACCUUCCACUGCACCUGCUCAACAGGGUUUCAAGGAGAAUUCUGUGACGAGAACAUUGAUGACUGCGAAACAUCAAGUUGUGAGAAUGGAGGGGUUUGCAUUGAUGGCAUCAAUUCAUUCACAUGCUUGUGUAAAGAUGGCUACAGCGGCCUGAACUGCAGUUUGAAUGUGGAUGAGUGUGCCAGUAGCCCCUGUGGUGACAAUGCGUUGUGUCAUGAUGGCAUUGGUACCUAUAAUUGUAUCUGUAAGCCGGGAUUUACUGGAAGAGAUUGUGAGACAGAGCUUUCUCCAGACUAUGAUCUACAUUUUCCUGGAUCAAGUACAUCAGACUAUUCCAUCUUGACCGAUGGAAUCCGGGACAGUAUGAAAGUGCUAAGGAUGGGAACAUGGGUUCGCAGUUCUGCAACAAGAGGAACCAUCAUUUCUUAUGCAACUCAAAAUGGAAACACCGUCGACAAUGUCUUCUCCAUGAGUAACCCCGGAAAUAUCAUUGUCACUAUUGGAGGUGAAUCGGUCACAACUCACGUGCGGGUGGAUGACUCUGAGUGGCAUCACCUUGCAGUCAAGUGGCUCAACCGAGGUUCUCUGGCUGUAUACAAGGACGGUGAGGAGGUGUUCUCAACAAGAGACGUGCAUCGGGGUUACGUCAUUCUACCAGGAGGAUACAUUGUCCUGGGACAAAUGCAGACUCAAUUAGGAGGAGGAUUCCAGGCUGAGGAUACUUUUUCAGGAGACAUAAGCCAACUUUACAUCUGGGAGCAGGCACUACGCACUGCUGAGCACAAGGAAAUGGCAUCAUCAUGCAGUUAUGCACUGGCUAACAGUAUCAGGGCUUGGCCAGAAUUCAGGUGGUCACUACAAGGGCAAGUUGCUGAGCACGAGCCGAGCCGUUGUGAUGAUUUCAAUGAGUGUGACAGCAGUCCCUGCUCAUCUGGUAGUACCUGCAUUAACCUCCCCGGGUCUUAUGAAUGUCGCUGCCCACCUGGCUUCACUGGACAACAGUGUGAUCAGCCGAUAGACUUCUGUGUGGUCAGCCUCUGUCAAAAUGGAGCCACUUGUCACAGCGGCCAGACCAACUACACUUGCCAGUGUGAUGAGGGAUACUUUGGCACCUUCUGUCAGGAAAAACGUGGUGAUGGCAGAUGGAGUCCGUGGCUGAAUUGGAGCCCAUGUACACAGACCUGCGGUGGUGGCAUGCAUACUCGUCAGCGCUUAUGUAACAACCCUCCCCCAGCAGAAGGUGGGAAGACAUGUGAAGGCCCUUCUAGUCAGGAACAACCUUGCAACACAGACAAGUGCCCAGAGUGUAUUGAACUGACACCAUCAGAGACGGCGAACUUGGAUUGUAACACCAUUAACGCAACGAUCACGUGUACUGCUGCCUGUAAGACUGGAUACGGUUUCACAGAGCAAACCCUGGAGCGGUACACAUGUGGACCUGAAACAGCUUACCUCUGGCCUCACCAGUCAACAGAGAACAUAGAGGGGAAACUGCCAGAAUGCACAGCUGUAACCGUCCCAUCGACUAUAGUUGUGGAUACCUACAAUGGAUACUCAGGGCAAGCCUGCCAAUCUCAGCAGCACAAAGAAGCAAUCGAAAGUCAACUCAGCACUUCAGUUGAAAGAGAAGUCCAGGGUCUCUCCUGCUGGGAAACGGAAGACUGCAGGCUGAAAGAAGUCGUGGCCGUCAACUGUCAAUUAAACCAGCCUUCUCGCCGUAAACGCCAGGAAGACGAUGAAGACAUUGUGUACGUGAGAAUCUCUUACGAAGGAACGAUGGAAGUUGAAGAUGAUGCAGCUAAUGUCAACGACACGGCAUUGUAUACGGAACAGUUGACCAGAAUGGAAGAACUCUUCAAUGCGACUAGAGACUGGAUCAACAGUGACGUUCUCACGGUACAAGUGGAUGGACAGACACACAGCCCUAGCGAGGCAACGCUGCAGUACGGCGUGCGAUAUCUUUGUGAAGAAGGUUCCGUACCUUCCACUACAAUGUGUGCAAAGUGUCCGCCUGGCUCCUUCUGGAUCCAGCAUGCCUGUGUGAAGUGUCCAGUUGGCAGUUAUCAGGAUGUGGAAGGGAUGACAGACUGUGAAGAGUGUCCUCCAGGAAUGACAUCUAAUGAGGAAGGGGCACUGGAUAUCACGAGUUGUUACCGUUAUUCGACACCUGCUCCCAAUGUCACUGCAACAAGGCCCUCAGUAGGAUCACAAGGUUCAAACACCACGCUGGUGGCAGCCCUCACAUCCAGCAUCGUGAUUUUGGUACUCGCCAUAGCUGGAUUUGGUGUCAUUCUGGGGAGGCACAGGCAGAAGGCUAAAAUCGGUUCUACAAACGAAGAGGGGACGUGCCCUACCAGAGACACACUAGGCCGGGCUGGUGUGUAUCAGGUGCCUGAAGGACUUGCACACCUAGAACUGGAAAAUCUUCCUGUUGAAAAUGAAUAUGUCAAGCCCUACAGCAAGCCAGCAAAAGAUCUUUUGCCCCCUAUAAACUUCAAAACAUCAGAGAUGUAAAAGUGUUGUCCAGAUAGAAAACCAAGUGUAUUGUCUUUGAAUUACAUCUCUGUUCAUGAUCAAAUUGACAAUUAACAAAUGGCACCUUGGUAUAGAUGACAGCUGUCAGUUUUCGUGAUUCUUAGUGACUUCAUAUAUUAUACUGCCUUAUCGUGUACACAGUUAUACAGGAUAAUAUUUGUAUAAUUUCGGUGGAUUUGCAUGGUAUGCAGAUAUCAUAAAUUUGAGUGGAUUUGCAUGUAAUACAGUUUCAUA